Adineta ricciae is the source of this 2178-nucleotide messenger RNA. NCBI's taxonomy places the organism in Eukaryota, Metazoa, Rotifera, Eurotatoria, Adinetida, Adinetidae. The record is from the annotation of a GenBank genome assembly.
AUGGAUCAUCAAAGAAACAAGACCGUUCUUAUUCUUGAUCAUAGUAGCUUCUUUUCACGACCAUCUGGCGUGACGUUCAAUGUCAAUGUUCAAAAUACCGAUCAACAACAAGCCGAUGAAGUCAAUAAUGAUAAUACUCUUGGAAUGAAACCUUUAUGGACAUGUGUUGUGGAAUGUGUAUUGGAAUAUUGCCGAAUUCUCUUCGAUAUUUUCGAAGAUGACGCAUUGGUGACUUUAAUAGUGACAGGUAUUGAUCAACGUGACCAAUCAUCGUGGUGGAAUCGAUAUAAAAAUCUUUCGCAAUGUAUGGACUUUUUUGCGGGAAUUCAACCACCGCAAGAACGUUCGUCUGCGAAUGAUGAUGAUCUAUUAAAACAUUCAUUGAAUGAGGCUAUCACAGCGUUGUGUACACGUUCGAAAAAACAAAGUUCGCCAAGCGAUUCUGAUUAUACAAAUAGUGGACAUAUUGUUCUAUUUUCAACUUUUAAUAUGAAACGUAUUGAAAUCAUCGAAAGAGAUGCUCGAGUCUUUCAUGAAUCACAUAACCAUAUGGCUCUUGAAGUCACUGAUUUUGUACCUUUGGCGAAAUGUGAUUUGACAUUAAUGGAUAUUCGACCAUUGGACCAACCCAUUCCCACGACAAACCCAGAAUUUCAUUCUGUCACUUCGAUUCUUCAUCGAACAUUGUAUUAUACUCAAACUGGUCAAAUGCUAUUCACCCGAAUGUUACAAAUGUUAUUAAAACAACAUAAUCUAGCUUUAACAACAGUCACUGGAAUUCCGAUGAAAGAAGAUGUUGCGUCUCGUUCAAGUUUAAAUUACGAUGUUGAUAUUGUUCAUCCAGCUGAAGUUCAUGAUAGUCUACGCGAACGAGCAUCACUGAAAUAUUGGCGUCAAAUUAAAGAUGAUGUUGAAACCAUCGUCCUCAAAUGGAGUUCGGCCUCCUACGAUCCAGAAAAUUACUAUGACACGUAUUCGGCGUUCCGUUUUUCCCCACUGGAUGUAAAUAGCCGUGAGUCUGCAUGUUUAACGAAUUUCUUACUGAGUGGCAAAUGUGUAUUGCUUGAAUUGAGCAAUGUGCCCGCUGAAUGUACGGUGAAUAUCAAUGAAUAUGGUGAUGAGAAGAAUUUGAAUACAUCGGACAUUGAUCUAUCGUUAGCACCGGCGAAUAAUCGACUUUUUUCUCAUAUGAUUAUUUCGCACAAUCAAGAAUUGAUGAUACACGCGUUGGCAUUUGGUAUGAAUAAUCCAAUGAGUAAAAUUGGCCCAUGUUACGUCGUUACUGAUGAAAAGGAUCAUGUUUCGCUCAAUGAUUUAGAAGAACUUAUGGAUGAAGUAGAUGACGAUGUCUUGGAAAAAGAUUUACGUGUUGAUAGUUUUAUAAAUCUUAUUCGAACGACUACACUCUAUCCAAUCGAUACGAUCACAAGUGGGAAGAUUCCAAUCGAAGAUUCACUUCGACUACUUGAACGCCAUACACGUCGAUGUCCAUUGAUCAUCAACGAAACCAUCUUAUUCAAUCUACCAGCUCCGAUGAAUCUCUUAACCAGUUUGAUCUUACGUGAAAAAUUGUCAGAUGAAGACGAAGGAAAAUGUCUUAUGGCUUUGAAACAUAUCGACAAAAUGGAAAGGGUAGGAGAAGCAUUACCGGUACCAAAUAAUUUUCAAUAUACAACGAAAGUCAUGACUCCCAAAGCAAAAAAAGAUGAAGCGUAUCGAUUUCUAUGGCGUGAAAUCGAUUAUUUCGUUCGUGGAUACAAAGAAUCGUCUGAUAGUCACCGUCGGAUAUAUCAAAACAUCGUCGAUCGGCGAAAAUCUGAAUACGAACAAGAUUCAUCAGUGUACCAAAGUAACAAAGUUGACUUUGUCUUUCCAAUGGAUGAAACAUCGUCAAACGGCAUGACGACGACAACAAUGGCGGCGAAACGUGAGAAAGCGUCUCAGGAAAACAUGGAAAAACCUGCCGGUCGUGUCUGGUCUGAGUUUUCUGAUCUCAAACAAGUUCUCGCUGCCAACUCAUUACGUGACAUGUGGAAUCGAAAGCAACAAGAAAAACGUGCUCCGGAAUUCGACGGUCGAACUGAAUAUCCUCCUCCACGUGUGGUUCCGCUCUAUGUCAACUUGAAUAACAAAACUGCGAACGUUCCCCCUACUUCGAGUUUACCUGAAAAAAUGUGA